This is a messenger RNA of Mangifera indica (mango), 684 nucleotides long. RefSeq names its product agamous-like MADS-box protein AGL103. The transcript has a single exon. The record is from RefSeq and is a predicted model, not a curated record. Gene Ontology annotation, molecular function: DNA binding; protein dimerization activity. Lineage: Eukaryota; Viridiplantae; Streptophyta; Magnoliopsida; Sapindales; Anacardiaceae. Bases 15 to 650 code for a protein of 211 amino acids.
UGUUGUCAAAUUCAAUGGCUCCCUCAAAUUCAAGACAAUUCAACAAGCGAAAAUUAACGUUGAAGAAGAAAGCUCAGCAGCUGCAGACACUGAGCGAUGUCACGGUGUGCAUGGUGUGCUUCGACGCCGACGGCGACGUCACCACGUGGCCGGAGGACAAAUCUCAGGUUGAUGAAAAGAUCAUCAACUACAAAUUAGCUCAAGCCGGUGAGGGAUCAAAAGAGAAGCUCAAGAGUAACCUAAACCUUUUAGGUUUCUUGGACAGCAAGAAACGAAAAAUCCAGAAAUCAAAGAAGAAGGAUAUUGGGAAUUUGUUUGCAACGUGGGAAGCGAAUUUGAACAAAUUGCAGGAAAAGGAGCUGGUGGCUCUGUGUAAUUGCUUGGAGUUGAAGUUGUGGGGCGUAAGAGAGAAGAUUAAGGUGCUGACGAAAAUGAAGGAAAAGGGCAAAGCAAUUCAAGUUUACAAUAACAAUGGAGAUAACAGUGAGAAUUUUGUUCCUUGGGGAGGAAAUUGUAAUGAAAAUAUUGGUUUUGUGGGAGAGAGUAGUAAUUGUGAUAAGAUUUUGAAUCCUUUUGAUUCCAUGGUUUAUCAAACCCCAUUGCAUGAAGCUCUGCCGAUGUCCAUUAGGCAAUCCCCAUGGCCGUUCUGAAGCGAGUCAGCUUAGUGAUACAAUUUCAAGUGCA